Molecule: messenger RNA, 2364 nt
Organism: Sebastes umbrosus (honeycomb rockfish)
Lineage: Eukaryota; Metazoa; Chordata; Actinopteri; Perciformes; Sebastidae
Product: isoaspartyl peptidase/L-asparaginase
Exons: 7
Coding region: 89-1078 (329 amino acids)
Molecular function (GO): asparaginase activity
Source: RefSeq, a predicted model, not a curated record
CUUGCCUUGAAUUAUACUGGACUUGACAGUAGUGUCCAUAAUGAACUGGGGGCAAAACACUUGACAAAUCCCACCAAACCACGUGACUAUGGCGGAGAGUUUCUCCACUGGGAUGAAUGGAGAAGCUCCAGAAAGGAACGUAAAGAUCUCAGCAGUCAUAGUCGUGCACGGUGGGGCAUGGGCCAUACCGGAUGACCUGGCCGAGGCUUCUGUUAACGGAGUAAAGGCUGCAGCGCGUGAAGGGUUUUCAGUGCUGAAGAGAGGAGGAAGUGCACUGGAUGCUGUUGAGGCAACUGUGAGGGCUCUGGAAGAUAACCAUGUGUUUGAUGCAGGGCACGGAGCAGCGCUAAAUGCUGAUGGAGAAGUGGAGCUGGAUGCCAUCAUCAUGGAUGGAAGGACACUUGCCAGCGGUGCCGUGUCUUCAGUGAAGAACAUCGCCAAUCCCGUGUCACUGGCACGGGCGGUGAUGGAAAAGACAUCCCACGUCAUGUUGACAAGCAGCGGUGCAAACCAGUUUGCAGAGAGCAUUGGCAUGGCCACAGUUCCCACUGAUACACUGGUGACUGAGUAUGAGAGGAGAGAGUGGACGAAGAGCAAGACUUAUGUUACUGGCGUGAUGGAGGAUUUCAACUCUCAGUGGGCUCAUGAUACUGUUGGGGCAGUUGCUGUGGACUCUGCUGGCAAUGUUGCAUGUGCAACAUCAACUGGAGGGAUCAGAAAUAAAAUGGUUGGCAGAGUGGGAGACUCUCCGAUCAUUGGCUCUGGAGGAUACGCAGACAACUUCAGUGGUGCAGUGUCUUGUACCGGUCAUGGAGAGUCUAUCCUCAAAGUCACAUUGGCCAGACUCAUUCUUUCUCACAUUGAACAAGGUAAAUCCGUAGCAGAUUCCUCCCAGUUGUCUCUGCAGUACAUGGGAGAGCGUGUCCGUGGUGCAGGAGGUGCUAUUGUUGUUUCUCCGUCAGGAGAGUGGGCAGCCACAUUUACCACAGAGCGAAUGGCUUGGGCAGCAGUGGACGAGGAUGUUUUGUGGUAUGGAUUAGAACCAAAGGAAAGAUUAAAAGAGCAGCUAUCCGAAUAACCCUUUUUACACAGUUUUUAAUCCUUAUUAGUCAUAGUAUGGAGCCAGAUAAUAGGGAACUGUAUUUCUUAUGUGUUUUCUACUAAUUCACUAUGGUUUGGGUCAUGCAGGGUUGUCUUUGUGGACAUUUGCUACUGAUGUUUGUAGCCAAAUUUAAUGAGUAGUGUUUUCUUCUUUCUAAUCUGUGAUGUCAAAGCUAUGUACUGUACAGUACAUUAUGUACAGUGAAAUCUAAACUGUAAAAAUGAAGAUGGUGGAUAUUAUUAUUAGUAUUAUUAUUGCAUAAGUCUUAAGGUCUGUUUUUUGAGCAGCUAGUCCAUACAUUUGACUAGUUUUUCUCAUCCCCCCUAAUUCUGAAUUGCAUAUCACUGCAAAAGUGCAAAAAAAAAUAUAUUUGUCUAAUUACUAGUCAAAAUAUCUCGUAAAACUUAAUAUAAGACACAAUCACCUAACAAGUAACACUUCUGUGAGAUAUAGGGACUUGUUUUUAGACAAGGUGUUUUGAAUAUCUUAUCUGGACAAAAUUCUACUUUUGAGCAUUACAGGCACACAACACUUCCUAAUACUAGCGAAAUAAUGCUCAAAAUAGUUUUCCCAGCUAAUUUCCUUCUCUUUCUAAUCUCUUUUUACAUUGGAAGGCCUAAAUAUUACAUCUUAUUUCCAGAAAUCUUACCAAGAAUUUUCACUUUUUUUUUUUUUUUUUUAACUUAUUACAAGUGAAAAAAAAACUUGUAUUCAUUUUUAAAAAUAUUAUUUUUACUUAUAUUUAGAGUGGCCUUUUUCCAGUGCUGAUUUAGUUUAGUUUAUUUCUCCAAAUUUGUGUUUCUCAGCCCAGAACUAACUCCACUCUUGCACAUCUGAUCCAAUUAACGUCUCAACAUUUUACAUGACAUGUUUAUCAGCUCAGGUGUGUAAAAGCGAAGCAAAGAACUACAGGGCUGGUGGCUCUCACCUAUUAAAGGUACAGAAUGUGGACAAUACAACUACAUUGAAUAUUAAAGUAAUUAAAGAUGUAUCUGUGUAAAUGCACUAUUCUCAAACUUGAUAGACUGUCAAUUUACGCCAGUAUUCAUAGUCAUGGUUGCAUGUAGUUCAGUCUGACCAUACUGUAGUGUGCCUUUUUAAAUUCAACUUAAACGCCGUCUUUGAUUAGGGGUUUUCACUGCUGACAUCUAUGCUGAAAGCAGGUAACUAGUGGAUAGGAUAGAAAACCACCCCGCUCCUAUAUUAAGAAUCAUUUGUUUGAUUGGUUGGAAUCCAUAAAAUGAGCCCUUGAAAUGACUUGA